Messenger RNA from Tyto alba (common barn owl), 6379 nucleotides. RefSeq names its product histamine receptor H1 (gene HRH1). Gene Ontology annotation, cellular component: membrane; dendrite. The record is from RefSeq and is a predicted model, not a curated record. Lineage: Eukaryota; Metazoa; Chordata; Aves; Strigiformes; Tytonidae. The coding region runs from base 494 to 1921 and encodes 475 amino acids. The transcript is spliced from 4 exons. Gene Ontology annotation, biological process: G protein-coupled receptor signaling pathway, coupled to cyclic nucleotide second messenger; positive regulation of vasoconstriction; chemical synaptic transmission. Gene Ontology annotation, molecular function: G protein-coupled serotonin receptor activity; neurotransmitter receptor activity; histamine receptor activity.
CCGGGGGACGCGGACACAGGCCGGGGGUGGGAGCGGCGCGGCGAGGAGCCGCCGAACAGAGCCGAGCCUGUCCCCGCUCCACUCCGCGCUGAGCCGGAGAUGCUUGAGGCCUCUCUGAUCUUCUGACAUCUGUGACUAGCUGUCACUGAAGAACAUGACAGAACCUGAAGGCUGUACAGAAUUACAGAAUACAGCUCUUGAGCUCAUACCCCACAGUAAUUGAUCAACUGAUCAUAUGCUUCAAGACUUAAAAUAUUAUUAACUAUUUUUUGGACUUGAUAUCAACUCAUGAAGUGAGCAGUUGGGAAGUAGAAGAUACCAAAGGCAGAGAGAAUUUCUAGAUAAUGGAAUAGCAUAUCUACUCAACUUUCAAAAGUUCUGGAAAUAAAAAUCACAAAGCAGUCCAACACGUUUUCAUCCAGGAGUGUAAACCAAGACUGAAUUUCCAAGGCCUGGACAUCUCUGAUAUUCAUUCUGUGUUCUUGUGCAAAAGAUGUCAAAAAACACAUCAGAGAGCUCAACUAACCCUCACUCAGCUCUUCUAGGUCUGUUCUUGGGAAGCAUUUCACUGACCACUGUUGUCAUGAAUAUAUUAGUACUAUGUGCCGUGAAAACUGAAAAGAAGCUGCAAACAGUUGGCAAUUUAUACAUUGUCAGCCUCUCUAUUGCAGAUCUUAUAGUUGGUGCAGCUGUUAUGCCCCUGAAUAUUGUUUAUCUCCUAAGUCCUGUGUGGACUCUAGGCUUACCAGUGUGUUUGUUCUGGCUGUCCAUGGAUUAUGUGGCCAGUACUGCAUCCAUUUUCAAUCUCUUCAUCCUGUGCAUUGACCGUUAUCGUUCAGUUCAGCAACCACUGAAAUAUCUCAAGUAUAGAACAAAAAUGAGAGCAUCGCUAAUGAUUUUGGGGGUUUGGUUGCUCUCCUUCAUGUGGGUCAUUCCAAUCCUAGGAUGGCACGUAUUUGCUAACAAUGGGGAAAGGAAAGUAAAGGAAAACAAGUGUGAAACUGAAUUCUCCAAAGUCACCUGGUUUAAAGUGUUAACAGCCAUUGUUAAUUUCUAUCUACCCUCCAUCAUGAUGUUAUGGUUCUACUAUAAAAUAUUCAGAGCUGUUCGAAAACACUGCCGACACCGAGAGCUUAUCAAUGGAUCAUAUCGGUCUUUCUCAGAAAAAACUCCCACACAUCAUAGGAAGACAAAGGACGAGCAAAAUACUUGCCUCCAAAAGCAAAUCGUAGAUGAGAACACCCCUCCCAAAGAUGAACAAAGCUCCCCUCAGCCCAAAAAUAUGGAGGCAGAGCUUAAUUUCAGUAAUCCUGACAAGUCUUCAAAGGCAUUCGUUAGCAAGAGGAAUAGGAAAGACCUGAAAUGGAGCUGUUUUCCUCUCACCAAUGCUCGGUGUGAGCCAGGCCUGGAUAAAGCAGGAAAGAAGUGUGUGUGCGUAACAAAAGAGAACAAAAAUGAAGAGGAGGCUUGCUCACAAGACAGUGAUUUAAGUGAUGGAUCAGACAACCAUACUUUCACAGAGGAAAUACGCUGUAGAGAGCACCCCAGUCCUAAGCCUGAAAAAGCCUGCAGUCCUCAGGAAGAGACUCGGAACGGUGAUUUCAGAGGACUGACUUACCUGAGGAAAACCUGGCAAAGUCUGCAUACCCAUUCCAAAAGGCGCAUUGAAGGACUGCAUGGGAACAGGGAAAGGAAAGCAGCUAAGCAGUUAGGGGUCAUAAUGGUAGCCUUUAUACUGUGCUGGAUUCCCUAUUUCGUAUUAUUUAUGGUAAUAGCUUUCCAUGGCCAUGAACAGUUUUCGAAAUUACACAUGUUCACUAUAUGGCUUGGGUAUGUGAACUCCACUUUAAAUCCAUUCCUGUAUCCUCUUUGUAACCAGAAUUUCAAGAAGACAUUCAAAAAGAUCCUUCACAUUCACUGAUACUAGUCUGAAUUUUUUUGAGCUAAAAAGCAGCUCAAGAGUCCAACCAAACAAAAUGUUCCAGUUUCAAAGACGAACACCAUGGGUAAAGUAGAAGACUUCAGAAAACUGUAACUUGUACGAGUGUUAGUAAAAGUGGGAAAUGUACAUUUAACAGCUUUAACACAUCUGAAGAAGAAAUAAUUCAGAUGAGGAAUCUGAAAAACUCAGGGGCAAUCUCAGAACUGUUACAGUGUUGUACACAUUUUACAAUUUGAGAUUACCUCUUUCAUCAAGUAGAAUUAAAACUGGAGAUACAAAGAUAGAUCUUCAGUGAUUAUAAAUCGCAGCUACAGGAAAGGAAUAAAUAGAAUAAUGUUUAUGCGAUUGGCCAAAUAUAUUUUUCUCUUUCGACUUACUCCAUUAAACACAGGAACACACUGCUUGUGAAGUAAGAUCUGCAAGUGGAGGUACUUUGCACAAAGAAGCUUCAACUGUUUUAAAAAAAUCUGCCCUAUUUAUUUAUAGCUUCCCUCAAAUUAUAAAAUUUUUUUAAAUGUUAAGUCAUAUUGUAACCUACUGUACCUCUUUCAUAUCAUGCUUGCUUCAUUUGUACCCGUACAUGUUAACUUCACUGAAAAAAAAAAAGUAUUUUUAUGUCCUAGAAAUUUUGCUAAGACUUUCCAUACUCAAUGCCCUAUCAUGAUCUAUUCAAGAAGGGUAUGCUGUUCUUUCUAGACUUAUGGAAUAUAGUUGGUUAUAGACUACACAUAUUUUCUUCUUCCUACAAGUUGACAAAUAACCUAAGCAUGCACUGGCAAUAUUAAUCCAUGUAUCCUUUCCUUGUAGUAGGCAAACUCUUAUUAAUACAAUGAGGCAAACUCACGAGGAACAACUCAAGCUUGAAAAACUGAAAAUAAAAUACAUGAAGUAUGUUUACCUUUUCUAUCCUUUAUAUUUAAUUGCAUUUUAUAAACCAUGCUGUAAAUGCUGUAAAAUAUUUCAGGAGAAACACACAAUAGUAGAAUACUCUAGGUUGGAAGGGAUCUCAGGAGGACAUCUAAGUACAACCUACAAGUCAAAGCUGGCUGGCUUUGACAUUACAUCAUGUUGCUCAGGGUCUUGUCCACAACAAGCACCUGUAAAAGCAGCUUCAUCUGGAAAAGGUGUGAGGCAGCCUCGACAGAGAAGUUUGCCGCUAAGGUUCACUCUACCAACUUGGAGCGUUCACUUGCUCAGCCAUUGAUUUAGCUGUUUCUAAGUACUAAUUCUCAAAAACAGACAUACUCUGUUAUACAGCAGGAAUCAAUCCCCUCUUCUUAAAUGCAGUCAGGUGUAGAUUUGUUCCCAAAAGAAGAAGACCUAGUUCCUCAGCAAAAAAAUACAUAGUGGCAUGUAUUGCAUGAACUAACUUAUCAGGAAGCUUACAACUUCACAAAAUAAAACCCAAAAUAAAACCCAAAAAAGAAUAUACAGACUGGGCAGCAGGGAGGUGAAUUGAGGCAGAGUAGAUCUGGGGCCCUGUAUUAACCGAAUAUCUCAAGACGGCGUACCGCCUUGUUAGAGGCACACCAGUAAAGCAUUCAUUCCUAUUCUUCUGCUAAGGAACUCAGAGAAACAUUUGGAGCAGACACUGUGGAGUAUGUUUUUAAGAAGGAAUCCCAGAACCAUAUAACUUCAACAGCUAAAGUCACAUUUGCAUGUAAUAUGUUGAGUUUAUGCGAGUCUUUUCCAUACACUUUGGGAAGGAUGAUGAGGAAGGCAUCCUGAAGGUUCAAUAUAAAAAGAAUGUCCCCCCAUUCAUUUUGUUGUGGUGAUGAAUUUACCACUUCCUGAAUGCUUUCUUGCUUCUGAAAUUGCUUGGUUAGCUUAACAACCAAGAUCUGAUGGAACUGGAACUCCUUCAGUUGAGUACUGUCAAGAGUUUGGCGGGAUGAGUUAAAGGGAUGUUCUGUGUAAUAUCUUUAUUAUAUCAGAAGCGAAAAAUGGCAGUUUAAUGAUCGGAGAAAUUCUGAAUUCUAUGUUCUUAAUUAAUUAUCUUGAGCUACUUAGAGACCCUCUGUGCCACGUGUGCCUACUUCAUAAAGUGAAUAUGAUAAGCCUUACAGUGACAAUGCAACACUUAGGAUAAUGUUUGCAUGAUGUUCAGAAUUUUUUUAUAUAAUACACUAAUUAAAUGCAAAGUAUUAGUAUCCUCUGUCAGUUUUAUCUCUCUGAAUUAAACACCUGAAUGGAAGUAGCUGUAUUUAAAGUAUUCAAUAUUAAAUGAAGCCUUAAUAUAUCUGCAUUUUAAUAAAUUGGAAAAAUGUGUUAAAGGAAUAAACUUAUAUUCAGUCUAUUUCAAUGUAUUAUACAAGGUUCAGAGAUUAGUUGACUUCGAUCUCUAGCAUGCAGGAAAAACUGCAAUUAGGGGACUCAAAACUAGGAGAAAAAAAAGGCAAAAUACAGAGACAGAAUAUAUAAGCAGCAAAAAUAAUUCCAGAAUUUGGGCAACUUUUUCACUGCAGGAGCAGCAUCUCCACAAGUAAUAAAAUACGCCUUCUUUUGGACUACAGAGCAGCAUCUUCUGACACAUGUGCUCUAAUCCAAUGGCCUUUCACAAAGAAUUGCUCUGAUUCAUGGCCAUUAUGAUUUUUUUUCUAUUGUGAUAUGCAACAGCAAUUCUAGCCAAAACGGAUGGUAAUUUUAGGUGAUGCCUGAGGAAAUAAAAAAGCAGCACACUAAGUCAGCGACAGUUAUUAGUGUACACCCCUGAAACGUGCUCACCCAAGGGCUAGAGUUAUCAAGAAGUCUACCCUCUUGAUCAAGACAGUUGCCUUUUCUGACUUUACAAUGUAUUAAUACAUGAAACAGCAACCUAAACAAAAUCACUGAAAAUUGGUCUAAAAAUUAUGAUGGCUAUAACAAAGAAUACAUCUGGUAUAAUUAAACAUUCAAACACAGAACACCUAAACCUAGGCAAAUAAAGCUGCCUGAAUGUUUUUUAUCUCCAUUUUUAUCCAUAAUCUUAGUGUAACUGUGUUAAUAAUAAAGACAAGCAAAGUUGUCACAGUGGGUUUCUCUGAUGUGAUAGCUGUAAUAGAUAAUAAUAAAACAGGAAAAUGGGAUACUGCCUAUUUUAAACUUCUCAUGAGCAAGGUACCUAACAGGAUUUAUCAGUUUAUUUUGUGGAACAGGCAAUUCAGAUGGCUCUGGAUGAAAGAGAAGCAGAGGAAAGAACAUUAGGGUAAGGAAUGGAGAAGCCUACUACCACGUGGGGCCAAGCCUCAAGAGAAAAUUCCAGGUGUGGUUUCUUGUAAAAUAUUUUCAAAAUUUUCCAGUUAAUAAACAAGGUCAGAGGACACACAGUUUUAAGACAACAUAAUAAAUUCAUUGGAAUCUCCUGGACUGGAGUUCUGCUUUGAUUAAGGUGUGGUGAGAACCAUCAACCCCGCUUUUAAGAGCCAGAAAGAUAUUCUCAUAUUUUUUUCUGUGUCAGUGGUGACAUCUGCUGGGUAAUGAGAAGAAUUCUGAACUUCUGCAUCAAAUACUGUGUAUCAUGCAGGUUUAUUAAAGGAGGGGUGCAAUUAGGAAGUGGAUUCUGCCAUCUAGUGCAUGUUUCUUUUCCCAUAAUGUUUUCAGGAAAUGUGUCACUCAAUAAAGGAAACAUGAGUGUAUGUGCAGGUUUUGGCUUCAUUCCAUCAUCUGAAAGGACUCCAUUACAUUAGGUGUGAGACCACUUUGUGACACACUUUGUGAGAGCAAAAUAAAUGAGAAUAAAUGAAAGAUUCACUUUAAAAAUGUAUUUCUAAUCCUAAAAUAUUAAUAUAGGAGCACUGUAGACACCUCUGAAUAGUUCUAGAGGAGGUCCUGGCUUCUGUAGACUGCUGUCUCAGGAUGAGCCUCCUAACUUAGCUGGGAUGGCUUAAGUUCCUAAAGAUGAGGUGUGAGAAGAUACUUGAAAGUUUCAGUGUGUGCAUUCUCUCCACCAGAAUGAGAAUUUGUUCAUUUGGAAAUGCCAUUUAAAUAGUAUGCAUACACACUCACUUUUGUUGAUUCAUUAAGUAUGUCCUGGUUUUGGCUGGGAUAGAGCUAGUUUUCCUUCUUAGUAGCUAGAAUAGUGAUGUGUUUUGGAUUCACUAUGGGAUUUGGUAUAAGAAGAAUGUUGAUAAUACACUGAUUUUUUUAGCUGUUGGUAAAAAAUCAAGGGCUUUUCAACUUCCCAUGUCCUGCUAGUGUGCAGAUACACAAGAAGCUGGGAGGGAGCACAGCCAGAGCAAUGGACACCAAUAGAGCAAUGGAAUAUUUCAUAUCACAUAACGAUAUGCUCAGCAUAUAGAUGAAGGCUGGCCAGGAAGCUGGGGCUCUUUCUCUUCUGGGACUGUGGGUUUGGGGUUUUCCCUCCUCUGUGAUCGGUAGCUGGGAACAGGCUGGGCAUCGGUUAGCAGGUGGUGAGCAAUCACACUGUGCAUAAUUAAUUUGUCUUUCCUAUUAUUAUUG